Molecule: messenger RNA, 189 nt
Organism: Strongylus vulgaris
Lineage: Eukaryota; Metazoa; Nematoda; Chromadorea; Rhabditida; Strongylidae
Source: the annotation of a GenBank genome assembly
AUGCUGCUUGCCGUUCUCUCCGUGCUCGUACGUGCUGAUCCAGGUUACGUACACUACUGUACUGUCUAUGUUUCACAUCCACGAACAGCCGUAUUUUCGCUUUGUGUCAUGUCAUUACUAGAAGCGGCCGCUCUCGUCUACUUCAUCAUUCUACUUCAAUCAAAUCAACGACGACAAGUGAAUGAGUUU